Molecule: messenger RNA, 759 nt
Organism: Entrophospora sp. SA101
Lineage: Eukaryota; Fungi; Glomeromycota; Glomeromycetes; Entrophosporales; Entrophosporaceae
Source: the annotation of a GenBank genome assembly
AUGUUCGUUGUGGUGAGUCAAAUUCUACACCUUUGGGAGUUAUCACAAUAUCUCAAAAAUCUUCUUAGUCAAUGGAAUCUUGAUGGUAUCGGCGGAUUUUAUUUCAAAACAGAAUUUGAUGCAUAUGACAAUAAAAUUAAUCAACAAAUACCUGUACCUAAACUUACAAUAUUUGAUGCUAUUUCUUUUAUUGCAGGAGCAAAAUAUAUUGCUAACGAACAAGAUCAUGCACAACAAAGUGGUCCAAAUCAAAAAAUACCUAAAUUUUCGGAACUUGAGGCUAAUAAUAACACUGAAAAUAUAGAAAAUAAUUCUAUUGUUAUUAAUCAUAAUACAAGUGAAGUUAAUAACAAUGAAAAUACUAAUGAUAUUGACGAUUUUGAAUUAUAUAAUGACGAUGAAAAACCAAAUCCUGCUUCACCUGCUCUUCGUAAAGCACAAAAUCGGGCUGCACAAAGAGCUUUUAGAGAAAGAAAAGAACGACAUCUUCAUGAACUUGAGAAUACUAUUAAACUUCUUAGAGAUGAUCAAUACCAAGCAAACAUUCUAAUUAAUCAUUUACAACAAGAAAAUUCAUAUUUCAAAAAAAUUAUCAUUGAUGAAAUAAAGAAAGCUAUAUCAACAAAUCCCGAUUACUCUUUUGAUAAAGCAAUAACAACGACAACAACACCUGGUGAAUCUUUAUUAACUUCCUCCUUAUCAACUUCUGAUAUUAAUAAUGGUCAACAACAACAUAUUUCUUUAUCAUUAUCACUCGAC